AGAAAGAAAAACAUUUAUCAUUAUUGUGGCCUUGCUUCUUCCUUUUAUCUUUUCCAUUCCCAACUUCUGCUUCUGUUAUUGGACCUCCCACACACCCAUCUCUCCCUCCUGUUUAUUGAUCUUUUCUUUGAAUGAUUCAUCAAGAUUUUUGAUAUUACACAAACCCAACAAAUCCCAUGUCGCCUUGAUUGGUAUUUUUACUACCCCCCCCCCCCCCCCCCCCCCCCCCCAACAAAAAUAAGAAGAAAAAAGGAGGAGAUUCAAGGAACAAGAUUUUUGAAAGAAAUAUGAAAAGAGAACACCAAGAAAGCAAAGGAGAUUCUUCUUCUUCUUGUUCUGCAAUGGCGAAAGGAAAAUUAUGGCAAGAAGAAGAGGAACAGCAGCAACAAGACGGUGGUGGCAUGGAUGAAUUGCUUGCUGUUUUGGGUUAUAAAGUUAGAUCAUCUGAUAUGGCAGAGGUUGCUCAAAAGCUUGAACAGCUUGAAAUGGUUAUGGGUAUUGCUCAAGAAGAUGGUAUUUCUCAUCUUUCUGAUACUGUGCAUUAUAACCCUUCAGAUCUUUCUGGCUGGGUUCAGAGUAUGCUUUCUGAGCUCAAUAACCCUCUUGACACAAUCCAAAAUCAGCAGGAUUCUUCUUCCGUAAUUUCUUUCGGUAAUUCUCAAUCUGGGAUUUUCAAUGAUGAUUCUGAAUAUGAUCUUAGAGCCAUUCCUGGUGUUGCUGCUUAUCCACCGCAACCUGAAUCAUCAGACAGCAACAACAACAGCAGCAGCAGGAAAAGAAUGAAAACUUCAACUCUUGCGAAUUCGGAUUCAACAAUCCCUACUAAUCUGUCAGAGCCAAAUCGACCAAUGGUCUUGAUCGACUCACAAGAGACAGGAGUCCGUCUAGUCCACACACUCUUAGCCUGUGCAGAAGCUAUCCAGCAAGACAAUUUCAAGCUAGCAGAAGCACUCCUCAAGCACAUAGGCUUGCUGGCCGCUUCUCAGGCUAGUUCCAUGAGAAAAGUGGCUACUUACUUCGCUGAAGCAUUAGCUCGUCGAAUUUACAAAAUUUACCCUCAGGAAUCUCUCGACCCUUCCUACUCCGACACUUUAGAGAUGCAUUUCUAUGAGACUUGCCCUUAUCUCAAAUUCGCACAUUUCACUGCGAACCAAGCCAUUCUUGAAGCUUUUGGCACUGCAAACAGAGUUCAUGUGAUUGAUUUUGGACUAAAGCAAGGCAUGCAAUGGCCUGCACUCAUGCAAGCUCUGGCCUUACGCCCUGGCGGCCCACCCGCGUUUCGUUUAACUGGAAUUGGCCCCCCGCAGUCCAAUAACACCGAUGCUUUACAGCAAGUCGGGUGGAAGCUUGCGCAAUUAGCCGACACAAUUGGCGUCGAAUUCGAAUUUCGCGGAUUCGUCGCUAAUAGUUUAGCUGAUCUCCAACCCGAAAUGCUCGACCUCCGCCCUCCUGACGUCGAAACAGUUGCCGUCAACUCCGUGUUCGAGCUCCACCGCCUUCUAGCCCGACCCGGCGGGAUGGAAAAGGUUCUUUCCUCUAUCAAAGCAAUGAAACCCAAGAUCGUCACUGUCGUUGAGCAAGAAGCCAGCCACAACGGUCCGGUUUUUCUAGACCGGUUCACAGAAGCACUGCAUUACUAUUCGAGUUUGUUCGACUCGUUAGAAGGGUCGGGUCUGAACGUUCCGAGUCAAGAUCUAGUUAUGUCCGAGUUGUAUUUAGGUAGGCAAAUAUGUAAUGUUGUGGCCUGCGAGGGGGCUCACCGGGUUGAGCGGCAUGAGAGUUUGCCUCAUUGGCGGACUCGAUUUGAAUCGGCCGGGUUUGACAGAGUGCAUCUCGGUUCGAAUGCGUUUAAACAAGCUAGUAUGUUAUUAGCCUUAUUUGCCGGUGGCGAUGGGUAUAGAGUAGAGGAAAAUAACGGGUGUUUAAUGCUUGGUUGGCAUACUAGACCACUGAUUGCUACCUCGGCUUGGCAACUCAGCGAUUCAAAGUAAUAAGUUGACUCGACUCAGCUGCCGAGUUCAUGUUAUCAAAUCGAUGAAUCUCAAAAAUUACCUUUCUGAGAGACAAAAGGGAAAGUGAGUGAGACUUGACACGAGAGGGUAAAAAGGCAAUCCAAGUAUGUGUAAUUCUAGUCUUCUUUGCACCUCUUGUUUUAUUUUAUUUUAUUUUUUUUAACUUGUUGUAAUUUUAGAUUUAUUUUUUUCUCUGUUUGUUUUAUCAAUGAGGAUCUGUAUCUAUAUGUUAACUUUUUAUAAUAAAUUUGGACUCUUUUUCUUAGAAGAAAAAAUAAAAUUUGGAACAUAUUCUCAGCUACAA
Molecule: messenger RNA, 2316 nt
Organism: Ricinus communis (castor bean)
Lineage: Eukaryota; Viridiplantae; Streptophyta; Magnoliopsida; Malpighiales; Euphorbiaceae
Product: DELLA protein GAI
Exons: 1
Coding region: 288-1991 (567 amino acids)
Biological process (GO): regulation of seed dormancy process; negative regulation of seed germination; response to ethylene
Cellular component (GO): nucleus
Molecular function (GO): DNA-binding transcription factor activity; sequence-specific DNA binding
Source: RefSeq, a predicted model, not a curated record